Sphenostylis stenocarpa is the source of this 984-nucleotide messenger RNA. The record is from the annotation of a GenBank genome assembly. NCBI's taxonomy places the organism in Eukaryota, Viridiplantae, Streptophyta, Magnoliopsida, Fabales, Fabaceae.
AUGGUUCACUCAUGCGUUUCGGCAAAAAUAAUAGACUCUGCUCUCCACUCCCUUGAACACCUUCCCUUGUCACAGUGUCGAAAAUUGCUGCAUUCUCCAAUGCUCCGAAAUGACACUCACCCAUCGCUCGCUUCCGCUCCCUCAUUCCAAUUCGACACUGUUGUAAGAGAAGCAUCUAUUCAGUUAGAUUUUCCUACGUCAAAGGUGAAAAAGGAGAUUCCUGAAGACAUGGUUUAUGAUCUAGAUCAUAUUGUGUUGAAAGAAUGGCUAAGGAUGCUGCUAGCUGGAAAAUCUGACUAUACAGGGGCAGAACUGGUUAAGGAGACUUUUGAGACCAUGAUAGUAGCGUUACCAGUGGCAAAGAUGACCUUAAUUGAUCGACUAAAUUUUCUCAAGGCUAGAGCUGAUUCUAGUUUAAAUAUUUCUACAAGCUACCCAUCUUUGAGGAAGACUCGGCCUUUUUCCUCUUUGUCGAGUCCAUUUUUUUCAAAAUCUGCCGAACCUUCAAGCAUCAUGUGUAGGCGCAAAAGAAAUAAAACAGCCACUGAUUCAGUUCAAGAAGCACUUGAGGAGGAUGCUCCUGGGCUCCUGCAGGUACUGCUUGACAAAGGUGUAUUAGUUGAUGAAAUUAAACUUUAUGGAGAGGAAGCAGAUGAUUCUCAUUUGGUGAACAUAGUUUUUCAGAGCUUGAGGCUGAUAGUGCUGGAGCGCCCUGAAUAUGGUUAUGCAACCUACUUCUUUGAGCUGGUAGAAUCCUUACCUGUUGAAUGGCAGGUCAAGCGGUUGGUGAUUGCCAUGAAACUGACUGCCUGUAGCAGGAUCUCCAUUAUUGAGAAUAAAGAAUUGGUGGUUGGAGAAGAUUUGAGUGAAGGUGAGGCCAAGGUGCUAAUGGAAUAUUGUUGGACGCCAAAUACUGGCCUGGGAACUAUGCUUAACUCCUGUGACAGAGUAGUACAUGACAGAAAAAAUGAGGGUUUUUCUUAA